Messenger RNA from Chelonus insularis, 3315 nucleotides. RefSeq names its product putative ankyrin repeat protein RF_0381. The coding region runs from base 1 to 3315 and encodes 1104 amino acids. The record is from RefSeq and is a predicted model, not a curated record. Gene Ontology annotation, molecular function: protein binding. The transcript has 2 exons. NCBI's taxonomy places the organism in Eukaryota, Metazoa, Arthropoda, Insecta, Hymenoptera, Braconidae.
AUGAAGAAAACUCGAAAAAAGAGUUAUCGCUGGUCUUUGAGUCUCCGGGAAGCCAUCGAGUCGAGAAACUACAAUUAUUUAAAAAAUUAUUUGGUAGAUGAACGAAAUAUUCAUACAAGAGAAGCUGAUGGCUCUACCGCCCUUCAAAUCGCUCUUCUAAUAGACGACAUCGAGAUGGUAAGGUUUUUACUCGAACAUGAAGCAGAUCCAAAUCAAUGUUACGUUUCUGGAAAUUGGGAAGGCUGUUUUCCACUCCAUUUUGCCUUGUCUGUAAGAAGCAGUGCUAUGGCCAUGUUGUUGAUCGAUUAUGGAGCUGAUAUUUUCGCCAAGUCGCCUAGUGUGCUGCCUGCAAUUUGUGUUGCUAUCAUCAAUAACCGUCUUUGUGUUCUUCGCUAUCUAAUGAACAAUGGGUUGAGCCCUGAUACUCUCAUUGAUGAUAAUAUUUCGCUCCUGAGCUACGCUGUGUUAAAAGGAAAUAUCAGAAUCGUCAGGUGUAUUCUGGCGUACAAGCCUAGUCUCAACCUCCACCAAAAUCAGCAAGCUCUUUUAAACUCAAUCCACAGGUCUGGUAAUUGUUCGAAAAGACUUGUAAAAAUGCUUUACAAGUAUGGAUUUACUUUGCAACCGGCGGAAAUAAAUCCUGAUCUGAUCUACAAAGCUAUUAUAAACGGUCAUUAUGAGGCUGUUCAGGAUUUACUGAAGCUGGGCGUCAGUCCUGACUUCAAAAUAAGUUCUCAUUCGCAGAAAGAGAAAAACGAACAGAUACUGCAUAAUGCUGUAAGGUCUGGAGAGAUAAAAAUCGUUCGACUACUCUUGGAAAAUGGUGCCAACGUAAAUCUCCGAAAUGAAAAUGGAAUAACACCUAUAAUCAAUGCUGCCUGGAAAAACAACCUGGGUAUGAUCAAACUUCUCUUAAAAUAUGGCGCUGAUGUAACGAACGCUGAUUCGAGUGGCCGUACAGUGUUACAUUUCACCAUUAUGGGAUGUAUAGAUCACAUCUACACAAGUCUUACUUUCUGUAUGGACAGAACUAAGGCUAAAAUUGUUAAGCUAUUGAUUUCUAAAGGAGCAGAUGUAAACGUUCAGAAAUAUGAUACUAAUAGCAGUCCUCUUCAUUUCGCAGCAUGGUUAGGAAUACCUGAUACAAUACAGGUGCUGUUAGCUCACGGCGCUCGAAUGGAUUUAAUCAAUUCCUUACACCUGACUCCACUUAAGUGUGCUCGUAGUGAAAUGAUUGACCUCAUAACCGAGAUAAACUACAUCAACCACCGAGAUGCCUUGUGGACUCUCAAACUUUCUACGUUGAAGCUACUUGAACAACAUGUUUAUCAGCUUUACCGGAUCGGACUUCCCGUCUGUCCGAGGGACUUGAAGGAAGUUGAUGCAAAUAUCUAUAAAUUGAAGGACGACGCUAUUAAAAUGAUUAAUAAUGAAAUUCGGUUUAUGAAGAAGACUAGGAUACUCCACAAUUACAUAACUCUGUAUUGCUUUCUGACAAGUACUGAUGAAAAAGCAGCAAAAGUAAUCCGGAAUGAAGCCUCUCUCAAAAGCCUCAAAGCAAUGCUACGCCACCCAGUUAAGUUUCCUCAAUAUGCUAAACUUAUAAGAAAUAAGCUGACGGUUGCUUUGAAUGAACGAAAUAUUUAUACAAGAGAAGCUGAUGGCUCUACCGCCCUUCAAAUUGCUCUUCUAAUAGACGACAUCGAGAUGGUAAGGUUUUUACUCGAACAUGAAGCAGAUCCAAAUCAAUGUUACGUUUCUGGAAAUUGGGAAGGCUGUUUUCCACUCCAUUUUGCCUUGUCUGUAAGAAGCAGUGCCAUGGCCAUGUUGUUGAUCGAGUAUGGAGCCGAUAUUUUCGCCAAGUCGCCUAGUGUGCUGCCUGCAAUUUGUGUUGCUAUCAUCAAUAACCGUCUUUGUGUUCUUCGCUAUCUAAUGAACAAUGGGUUGAGCCCUGAUACUCUCAUUGAUGAUAAUAUUUCGCUCCUGAGCUACGCUGUGUUAAAAGGAAAUAUCAGAAUCGUCAGGUGUAUUCUGGCAUACAAGCCUAAUGUCAACCUCCACCAAAAUCAGCAAGCUCUUUUAAACUCAAUCCACAGGUCUGGGAAUUGUUCGAAAAGACUGGUAAAAAUGCUUUACAAGUAUGGAUUUACUUUGCAACCGGCGGAAAUAAAUCCUGAUCUGAUCUACAAAGCUAUUAUAAACGGUCAUUAUGAGGCUGUUCAGGAUUUACUGAAGCUGGGCGUCAGUCCUGACUUCAAAAUAAGUUCUCAUUUGCAGAUAGAAGAAACUGAACAUAUAUUGCAUAGCGCUGUGAGGGCUGAGGAUAUAAAAAUCGUUCGAUUACUGUUAGAAAAUGGUGCUAACGUACAUCUUCGUGAUUUUCAUGAACAAACACCGAUAUUAAUCGCUGCUGGAACGAGCAAUCUAUGCAUGAUCAAACUUCUCUUGAAAUAUGGAGCUGAUGUGACGGAUGCUGAUCGAAAUGGUCACACAGUAUUACACAUUGCAAUUAUGGAAUGUAUGGAAUAUAUUUACGAACAUAUGAACUUUUGUAUGAACAAAACUAAAACUCGAAUCAUUAGUCAGUUUGCCACUUAUGGUGCGAAUGUAAACGCUAGGAAAUAUGGUCCUUCUAGCAGCCCUCUUGAUUUUGCUGCCUGGAUCGGAAUCCCAGGUGCCGUUCAGAUACUAUUAGCUUAUGGAGCACGAGUUGACGAGGUCAAUUCCGUGGAUAUGACGCCACUUAAAUACGCUCGUAGUGAAAUGGCUGAUCUAAUAACCGGGGUAAACUUCAUCAACCACCGAGAAGCCUUGUGGACUCUCAAACUUUCUACGUUGAAGCUACUUGAACACCAUGUUCAUCGGCUUUAUCGGAUCGGACUUCCCGUCUGUCCGAGAGACUUGGAGGAAGUUGAUGCGAAUAUAUAUAAAUGGAAUGACGACGUUAUUAAAAUGAUUAAUAAUGAAAUUCGGUUUAUGAAGAAGACUAGGAUACUCCACAAUUACAUAACUCUGUAUUGCUUUCUAACUAGUACUGAUGAAAAAGCAGCAAAAGUAAUCCGGAAUGAAGCCUCUCUCAAAAGCCUCAAAGCAAUGCUACGCCACCCAGUUAAGUUUCCUCAAUAUGCUAAACUUAUAAGAAAUAAGCUGACGGUUGCUUUGAGUAAAAAAAAAUUAGAUACAGUUACAUUUAGAUUAAUGAAAUUCUUUUUUAAAGAAAAAAAAUUACCAUUACUUCCAGACGAAUGCAUUGAACACAUUGCCAGUUUUUUAUCGGAUAAAGAUAAAGAAACAGUCAUUAAUCAGUUUACUUGA